UUCAAUUCUCAAUAUGGGAUUUUCCGAAUAAUAAUUUAUACUCAUAUAUUUUUUUUUCUUAUAAAAAAAAUAUAUAUUUGUAUUUUAUUAUUCUGAAUCUCUCUUAUUGAGAAACCAAAGCAACCAAAACAAAAAUUCUCUCUCUCUGUGUGUCAAAUCAAAUCGCUCCUCCUACUCCCCCCAUGGUGUUCCUUCCUUAACGUCCCCACCUCAAUCAAGCUCUCUUCCCUUCUUCAUUCCCAUCACACCCCUUUCAGUGGACGGAGAUUUGAUGAGACUUAUGCAUCUGGCGUCAAACCCUUUGAUUUCAACCUUUGAAUCCUCAUCGCUAUCGUGGUACCAAAAAAAAAAAACAUUAUGGCAAUGGAGGACAACGGGGGAAGCAAGGUGAGUGGAAUAAGGCAAAUUGUUAGGCUGAAGGAGCUUCUCCAAAAGUGGCAAUCUGUCACUCUUGGCCCAAAGGCUAACGACAAUCACCACCAUCACCGCCAACUCAGCUCUGACCGAACCCAUGGGGGGAUUUCACCAGCCAUUAGUAAGAGACUGAGGAGCUUGAAUCCGUCUUGUGAUUCGGACGAGGAUGGUUGCCAGAGCCCAGAACCGCCCCAUGGCGUCCCCAAGGGAUAUUUGGCCGUUUAUGUGGGCCCGGAGCUCCGAAGGUUUAUCAUCCCAACUAGCUACCUCAGCCACCAGGUGUUUAAGGUGUUGCUUGAAAAGGCCGAGGAGGAGUUUGGGUUUGAUCAUAGUGGUGGUCUCACAAUCCCUUGUGAGAUUGAGACCUUCAAGUACCUCCUCAAGUACAUGGAAACCCAUCAGGAUGAUCAACCUGAUGACAACACAGCUGAAUCAUCACAAACCAUCGAAGAGUAAUUAUUUGCUUUUGGUCCCCGUGGCAAUCCAAAUCUUAGGUCUGAUUUUCUGGUGUAAAGGAAGUCUCAUUGUAUGCAGGAUUUUUUUUCCCCUUUCUAAAGUGAAAAAUUAGAGAUUUUAGUUAGAAUUUUGGUGGGAGGCAUGUUGGCAGAUGUGGAGCAGUA
Camellia sinensis is the source of this 1034-nucleotide messenger RNA. NCBI's taxonomy places the organism in Eukaryota, Viridiplantae, Streptophyta, Magnoliopsida, Ericales, Theaceae. The record is from RefSeq and is a predicted model, not a curated record.